Molecule: messenger RNA, 2227 nt
Organism: Aspergillus versicolor CBS 583.65
Lineage: Eukaryota; Fungi; Ascomycota; Eurotiomycetes; Eurotiales; Aspergillaceae
Product: Zn(II)2Cys6 transcription factor
Exons: 6
Coding region: 207-2114 (635 amino acids)
Biological process (GO): DNA-templated transcription; positive regulation of transcription by RNA polymerase II
Cellular component (GO): nucleus
Molecular function (GO): zinc ion binding; DNA-binding transcription factor activity, RNA polymerase II-specific; sequence-specific DNA binding
Source: RefSeq, a predicted model, not a curated record
AGCAUUAUUACCGGGUUCUGAUUCCGCUUUUUCCCUUUUCUCUUUCUCUCUCUCUGGUGUUGGUUUUGGUUGUAUGGUGUGCGGAUUGUUCUUAGCCCCCGCUGCUCCAGUUACUCCAUACUAUUUAAAAUUACCCGGAGAUAGCCGAGGGUGGUUUAUUCCCUCGUGCUGACUACCGAACAGCGGCAGGAUCUGUAGAGUAAACUAUGUCAGUACGGCGCGUGUGCGACGCAUGCCAUUCACGCAAGGUACGGUGCGACAGAAACGACCCGUGCGGGAACUGUCUCGACCAGAGCUCCGUCUGCACGAGGAGCAGGGGGAUGAGGAGGCUUCCGAAGAGAGAUCUCCAGAGCCAAAGACAGAGACAGAGGCAGAGGCAGGGGUAUGGCAAUGCCCUUGCUCUCGCUCCAAGGAGUUCAUCUACCCCGACUAUCGAGCCGAGUCUGCAACUGCAGCCUGGGUCUGAAUUCGAUAUUGGGCUCGAGCAGCCAGAAGUUGAAGAGGGCCGGUUUCUGCUGGAUAUGUUUGAUGAACAGCAGCUUAUGCUCUUGAAUCAGUUUGACUUGGAUGUUAAUAUGAAUAUGAGCACGGGAUAUAGCUGGAUGGAGAUUGUCCCGCUGACGGAGGACCAGAUGAUUCGGCGGCGGGUCAAUACAGCGCAGGAUAUGACCUGGAGCAUUGAGAGACGACAGGCUUUAGAGUCUGCAUUGUCCGUUGCUGGGAGAGUUCUGGGGAGUAUGGAGCAGAGCCAGGGGGCAGAGAUGGAGAGGGGGGUUGAGGAGCGCCAUAUCCCCUCGUUCGAGCUUUUGUACUGGAUGUUGAAUGACAUCGGGAGUCCUAAAUUCGGCUCCUUCAUCUCCGACUACUUCAGACAUGUCGGCAAGGACUCGCUCAAGCACAUGGGUCUAGCCCUGAUAUCAAAUACCGCGACACCCCCAGACUCGACACUCUACACCGUCUGCGUCAACUCGCUCGCUUUCAAAUUCCUAAACGCUACACUUGGGACUGUCCAAGACAACGAAGACGAACUAACCCAGAACCUCCGCCACAACGCCCUCCUCUACCGCGAGACCGCAAAGGCCGCAUUGAAGGAGAUACCGCUCAUUACCAAGCCCUCUCUCUCCUUGCUGCAGGCCCUGCUUUGUGGGAUAUUCCUCCACCAGGGUUCCGGCGACACGAAUACCUGCCGCGAGCUAACAAAGACUGCAUGCCGCGUAUGCAUGGAUAUCGGACUCUACCCCGGUGCCACUGACCUUCAAUCCGUCACCGAGGCAGAGUACUACUGCUUCAUGUGGUGCUACAAGCUUGACCGCAACUACGCGUGGAAAUUUGGGAGCGCGAGGAUUCUCACUCUAGAUACGGACCCUGAGAUUGUUCUCAGUCCCUCGACAGCGCUGAAUGUCUCCGCCUCGGAAAUGGUCCUUAUCAACCUGGACCUAGCGAAAGUCCAAGACGCGAUGAUACCGUUCUUGAACGAUCCAGCUAGAGCGGCAAGGGAGGAUAUAUUCAACCUGGAAUACGGCAUCGGGACAGGCCUUUUGAGGAGGAUGGAAGGGAUUCGUCGGGAUAUUGACCAGAUAAGAGAGCCGUCGCCGAAGUGGACAGGCCUCGAUUCAGCUAGCGAAAUCGCCACCCUCGACUUUGCCUACCACUGCAUCCUCACCAACCUGCUGCACCUGCGUCAGCUUGCUCUCAGCAAUACCGCCCACUUGACGCCGGUAGAGACGUAUCUUGAUUCCGCGCGCCGAGGACUCCAUGCCCUGAUUUCCCUCUGCGCUUCUGAUGACCGACGGCAGACGGUUGCUUAUUUGCACUGGACGUUGCUAUACUACCCCAUAACAGCAUACAUCGCGCUCUUCUACAACGCCGUCGCAACCUCACACAGCGGCGACUUUGCCAUAUUGACGACCGUCGCGAGAUGCCUGGCGAAGACGGGGUCUCUGAGCCCGCGUGUUGCGGCCAUGCAGGGCCUUUUCCAGGAGUUUGUCGUGAUUUGUCGGGGGGUGUUUUUUGAUGGUGGGGAUGUUGGUUUGGAUUUGGGGGGUGAUAUGGGGCUGGUUUCGGUGCCGUUUGAGGGGGGAAGAGGGGUUAAUGAUUGGGGUGUUUUGACAUAAUAGAUCUCUAACUGUAAGAUAUUGUGCUAUAGAACUUGCUGGUCAAGAUGCAUGAAGUGGGCGCUAGGUUUCUUCAGCUUUAAUCUAUCGUUUAGCCCUAAUCCCAUACCCCU